UGCGCACACAGUCCACACUCUUGAGUCUUGAGUCUAGACAGACAGAGACAAAAAGACAGCGGUGAAACUAGGUGAGUAGGUGAUAUAGCCCGAAACCAGUCGCCGAGAUCCGAACGCCACUGGAUCCAGAUCCUAAUUGCUGAAUGGGAGGUGCGGAAGCUGUGAAUCCUUCUUCAAGUCUGUGGCUGGCUCCAAAUCCGAGCAAGAGAUGGGCGGAGCUUUUCUUCCUUUCCUACACUCCAUUCUGGCUCACGCUGUGUUUGGGGAUCGUGGUUCCGUACAAGCUGUACGAGAGUUUUACAGAAUUGGAAUAUUUGCUUGUGGGGAUGGUUUCUGCAGUUCCUUCUUUUGUAAUACCUAUGGUAUUUUGUGGAAAGGCUGAUAGCAGUAUCUCUUGGAAGGAUCGUUAUUGGGUCAAGGCUAGUCUGUGGAUACUCAUUUUUAGCUAUGUUGGGAAUUAUUUCUGGACCCACUACUUCUUUACUGUUCUUGGAGCUUCUUAUACCUUUCCAUCAUGGAAAAUGAAUGAUGUACCACACACAACAUUCCUUCUCGCCCAUGUUUGCUUCCUAUUCUACCACGUUGCAUCAAACAUGACAUUACGCAGAUUAAGGCACGCGACUGCUGACUUGCCUGAUAAAGUUCGGUGGGCUACUGAGGCUGCAUGGAUUUUAGCUCUGUCUUAUUUCAUGGCAUACUUGGAGACCAUUGCUAUUUCCAAUUUCCCUUAUUAUGAAUUUGUGGAUCGGACAUCCAUGUACAAAGUUGGGUGCUUGUUUUAUGCCAUUUACUUCAUAGUAAGCUUCCCGAUGUUUAUGAGGAUUGAUGAGAAACCAGGUGAUUCGUGGGACUUACCAAGAGUGACUGUGGAUGCUCUGGGUGCUGCAAUGCUGGUCACCAUAAUACUUGAUUUGUGGCGCCUUUUCUUGGGACCUAUUGUUUCUCUCCAAGAAACAAAACAGUGCCUUCAACCUGGCCUUCCAUGGUUUCAGGGACAUGCAAAUGAAACCUGACAACAAGUGCUGAAAACAUAGUUUUAGUUUCAUGGCAUAGAGGAAAUGGAGUUUUACAAUUGUAACUUAAACUGUAGUUUAUCAGAUCUUACUUGUUUUCAAAAGAUCAGACAUUUGGAUGAUAAUGCAAAUGGUAAACAUAUUGAGUGGCUGUUGAUGGUGACUCUGGUUUGGUUACUUAUUUGAAACCCAUUAGAAGGUAAUUCUGACUGA
Molecule: messenger RNA, 1226 nt
Organism: Tripterygium wilfordii
Lineage: Eukaryota; Viridiplantae; Streptophyta; Magnoliopsida; Celastrales; Celastraceae
Product: cycloeucalenol cycloisomerase-like
Exons: 8
Coding region: 144-1013 (289 amino acids)
Molecular function (GO): cycloeucalenol cycloisomerase activity
Source: RefSeq, a predicted model, not a curated record